Anneissia japonica is the source of this 4989-nucleotide messenger RNA. RefSeq lists its product as uncharacterized. Gene Ontology annotation, cellular component: membrane. The record is from RefSeq and is a predicted model, not a curated record. Lineage: Eukaryota; Metazoa; Echinodermata; Crinoidea; Comatulida; Comatulidae. The transcript is spliced from 2 exons. Bases 18 to 2915 code for a protein of 965 amino acids. Gene Ontology annotation, molecular function: hexosyltransferase activity.
UGUGUCUGAACACCUAAAUGUGGCCAAUUCAAAAGUAUACCACGAUAAUGAAAAGAAAAGUUCUGCGAAGUUUCAAAAACAUUGUUUAUUUAGCUAUUAUAGGUCUAGUGACACUUUUUAUCAAGUCUCUAUUGACACCACACGAGAAACAGACUUACAUGCGAAAUGUUAUCUACAGAAACAGUGAAGGAAAUGUUCCAAAAGUACUGCAUGCUACAGAAGCUUAUUCUGCGGCUAAACCAAAUUUGUUUCAUUUGCUCAAAAACAACGAGAACAACGAACAUAAAGAGGAAUAUGUUCAUAAAAUAAACCAAGCGUCACACAGGCCUAGUACUGAACAGUACCAUGGAACUAAAACCCCACGAGCCGCUGAAACUACAAGAAAACCAAUGCACACAACGACAGACGAAAAUAAUACAACCAGUCGUUUUGAGCGUAUACUUAGAGAAACAGCUUUAAGACUAACACAACACCGUACUGUUGUUACGGUCAAAUCACCUGGUGCAGGUUCCUCUGAUCCGAUUUACGUCAUAAGGCGCAUCGGCAAAUCUAUAAAAAUUACCAAAACGAUACCACUGUAUCCAUCCCAUCAAAUUAACACUUAUAAUAGCACUUAUAUAAUAACAAAUGAAAAUGCUUGCAAAGGUAAUCGUAAAGUAUUUGUUUUAACAAUGGUUUUUACCCAACAUAAGGAGGAGAGAUAUCGGAGGAUCGUUCGUGAGUAUUGGGGAAAGGUAACAGUGGUCAAGGAUAAGCGUAUUCAACGUAUAUUCCUACUAGGAAAAACAAAUAAUACAAUACUUCAGCUAAAGACCGAACAGGAAUCAAACAAAUUUGGAGAUAUCGUACAAGGAGACUUUUUAGAUACCUAUGGAAACUUGACUUUGAAAACUCUAAUGGGAUUACAAUGGAUCCGAGAUUUCUGCUCAGAAGCAACUUUUGUGUUGAAGGUUGAUAGCGAUAUCAUAGUAAACUAUAACGCUUUAAUUCCUCACCUUCUCACGUCUCCAACGAAUAGAUUCGUUGAAGGGCGAGUUCAAGCAUCGGCAUAUCCAUUGAGAAGCAAGUAUUCUAAAUGGUACAUAGCCGAGGAAGACUACCCAGAAACUACGUACCCUCCGUAUUGUCUUGGACCGUCAUACCUUAUGUCUACUGACGUAAGCACACAGGUUUUACACACAGCGCAGUUUGUACGGUUUUUACCAUGGGAAGACGCUUAUGUUGGUUUGGUGCUGCAAAAGCUAAAAAUACCUAGCAUACAUAGCAACAAUAGAUAUAUUGUUCGACUAAAAGGAGAAGAUAUAUGGAAUAAGAUUUGUAAGAUUCAACAAAUUUUUACAUUUUACAUAGGGCAUGAACUUGACGAAGAUCGUGUCAGAUUUAUUGUCGAUAAAUGGCACAAGAAAGUAAACUGUAAUUAUGGUUAUUAUUUAAGUGGAUUGAUUCAACAGCAACACACUUCCAAAAUGAAAAGAAAAGUUUUACGAUAUUCUAAAUACAUAGUUUUGCUGGUUACAUUGGUGCUAUUUGUUAUUUCUUUAUUGAAAACACAAGAUGAACGGAUUAACCAACGUAAGUUCAUCCACAGAAAAAAUGAAAUAGAUAUUGCUAAAACAUUACAUAGUUCAGAAGCUUUCUUGUCUUACGAACACCCCGAAUCUCAAAUUCAAUUGCAUCAAAACGAAUUUGUUGAGGACGUUGAUGAAAUUCUUAAACAUUGGCUACCACAUUUCGAAAUAACAAAGAAAAUUGAAGAACACCAAAACAAAAGUGUAGAGAAUGCCACUAAAGCCAUUGUAGUAACAUAUAGUACUGAGCAGAGAACUAAAAAAAAGAAAACGGCACUGGCUAUUGCUUCAAAUAAAAAUUUGCAAUUAAAGUACCCGACUACAAACAAGAACGUUGACGAUAAAUCCAGUCGUUUUGAGCAAAUACUAAAAGAAACAGCUGAACGUCUAACCCAAGAUAGUAUCGUUAAGAUCAGAUCCCGUGAUGCAGGUGUUGCAGAUUCGAUUUACGUCAUAAGGCGUGCCGGAAAAUCUGUAAAAAUUACUAAAACAAAACCACUGUAUCCAUCCGAUCAAGUUAACGAUUUUAAUAUGUCUUAUAUUAUACCAAAUGAAAAUGCUUGCAUGGGUGAUCCCGAAGUAUUUGUUUUAACAAUAGUGUUUAACCAACAUACGGAGGAGAGAUACCGAAGGAUCGUUCGUAAAUAUUGGGGCAAAGCAAGAAUAGUCAAAGGCAAGCGUAUACAACAUAUAUUCUUACUAGGAAAAACAGAUAAUAAAUUACUUCAGCGACGAACUGAACAGGAAUCGAAGAAAUUUGGAGAUAUUGUUCAGGGAAACUUUAUGGAUACUUACAAAAACUUGACUCUAAAAACUCUACUAGGAUUUCAAUGGAUCCGAGAUUUUUGUCCUGAAGCAACUUUUGUUUUAAAGGUUGAUAGUGAUAUAAUUGUAAAUUAUAACGCUUUAAUUCCUCACCUUAUCACAUCCCCAAUAAAUGGAUUUGUUGAGGGACAUGUCCAGUCUUCGUUAUUUCCAAGUCGAAAGAAGUAUUCUAAAUGGUACAUAGCCGAAGAAGACUAUCCGGAGCCUACAUACGCUCCGUAUGUUGUUGGACCAUCGUAUCUUAUGUCUUCUGACGUAAGCACACAGAUUUUACACACAGCACAGUUUGUACGUUUUUUACCAUGGGAAGACGCUUACGUUGGUUUAGUGCUGAAAAAGCUAAAUAUCACUAACGUACAUAGUAAAGGAUAUAUCGUUAAACUAAAAGGAGAAAAUAUAUGGAAUAAGAUUUGUGAGAUUCAAAAAUAUUUUACAUUUUACGUAGGGCGUGAGCUUGAAGAAAAAAGGGUCAGAUUUAUAGUAGACGGAUGGCACCAGAAAGUAAACUUUUGCAACGAUUAAUUUAAAAAAAAUAUGCUUUGUGAGUUCGUAAAGUGAUAUAAGCCAGCAUUAACAAAAAUAUCGGCUGCAGUAUUCACCAAACAUCAAGUUAGCUGCGCCAGCAAUUUUAUGAAUGUGAAUAGCUCAUAAAUUAUUUCUAAGUAAACAAGUAAAGCAAUGUGGCUGAUAUUGGGGAAAAAUUAUAUGGUGAAAGUUUGAGCCAAUGUUAUACCCAGCUAACAAUAUUACGUUAUAAGAACGUUAUAAUAACGUUACAACAAGAAAACAUGUUUUCUAAAUUGAGGCUAGCCAUUUUAAAACCAACGUACUGUCGCUAAUUGUUAAAAUGAGUAAUUAGCAAAAGAUUGUGGUAGUAUUGUACACCUUAGUACAGAGAAGCCGUGGCACUUUAACCCAUAACUUUGGCAGUAGGAAUUCUAUUCCAGUAAAUUACCCAUCAUUUUAAAGCUUAAGCCUAUAAUGUAGAGAAUGUGAAUAUGUAAAAAGCUUUGCACUUCUAAUUCGGCUGGUUAUAACCUAAUUUCAAGAAUUUCAGGAAGUAAGCCUAUGUACAUUAACGAAAACUGAAUAAAUUCUGUACUUCGAUCCAUGUCUUAUUGGAGUUCAAUUACUAAUUUGCUCAUCUUAUACAGUAUGUGCAAUUCAGUGUUGUAAUUGGUUCUUUUAACUUUUUUUUUCUUUUUAAUAUUUAACGAGAGAGUAUCUGUUAAGAAAAACGGUUUGGCAAGGACAGAUAAUUGAGAUACGGAUUGCUUUUAGCAGGGGUGGUGCCAGGAUUUGCCCGAUGAGGGGACCGAGGUCCCCGACGGGGAGGCUGAUGCCCCCGACGAAGGGUCAGAUUUCCCAGACGAAAGCAAAGUGGGCGUGGUCGAGCUUCAAUUAAAAAUUUUCGAAAAAAAAUCCAAAAUUUUGACGAUUUAGGGGGUUCAAAGGCUUAUUUAAACGAUUUUAGAGUCUAUCUAUGUAGAAAAUACAUAUAAUUUGUUUUUCUCCCCGACAAAUUGUGCUUUUUCUCGCCGGCGGGGAGAGGGAGGCAGAUCUCCCCGACAGGGAGCCCUGCCCCACCCCCGGCUUCCCGCUGGCGUUACCCCUGCCAGAGAGUAUCUGAGAGUACACGUUUUGGCAAGGAGAGAAUAAUUGAGAUGUGGAUUGCAUUUAGAAAUUAACAUGCAUAAAAAUAUAAUUUAGACUUAAUUAAUUUGAUGUUUGCAAGUAGGUACUAUAACGUUAACCUUAACUCCUACCGUAAAUUUUAUUUUCGUUGUGUUUUUUCUUAAAGUAAAAAAUUGAAGUAAAAAAAUUUUAUAAAUAUUUUACCAUAGAGUAUAUUAGCUGUUAAGUAGUCGUUUUAACAGGAAGAGAAUAAUUGAGAUGCGGAUUGCUAUUAGAAGUUAGCAUGCAUGGAAGUCUAAUCUAGACUUCGCUUUGAUAGGCAAAUAGGCAUAACGUUAACUUUAAUUAUUAUAUUUCAUUUUCGUCCAUUUGUGAUUUUCUCUUUAAGUAAAUAUUUGAAAUAAAUAGACUCAGUAUUUUACAUCCUAAGUAGUGUUUUUGAAUUGUUUGUACUAAUCAUUGCACUCUAAUAUAUCAAAAUACAAUAAUAAAAACGGCAAAAAUAAAAUUCAGUGAACAGAGUAAAAAAUAAGAAAGGAAUGCAGAGGAUAGCUCUACAAGCACUGAGGCUUGUUUCCGUAGGAGGUCCCCGAUAAAAACGACAGAAACAAGAACAAAAAACCGUGUAAUUAUUACACAAACCAGACAUGGAGAGUUUCUGUAACUCUUUUUCUGGGUGCUCCCAUCGUCAUGAGUCUGGCCUACCUGGCACCUCCCAUCUUUAUAUAUUGUCAUAUUUACUGAGUAAUUGUCAAUUAUUUCAUGUUACGAAGUAUAUACCGUACUGUAUUCGUUAUUAAGUAAGUUUGAAUUGAUACUGAUAUAUUUUUAUUCCAGUGCAACUCCAAGUAUAGCCUAUGAGGCUUUUAGAUAACCUUUUUUUAGUUGCAAAUACAGUUGUAUACAGUAAUUUGUUGUAGGGUCACCAUUUUAGUUGAUUUUAUGUUAGUCGAGAGUGCUG